AGCGAUCCGUACUCCAGCCCUUCUUCGUUUUUUUUUAAAUUCGAAAUUAUCACAUCUUCUGUAAUUACAAAACAAACCCCAAGAACUAAUCACAAGUUUAUAAAUACAAACCCAUUAACUCUCUCUUUCUCUCAAUUUCGAUCUGAAGAAGCUCUGUAUCGAAAGAAUCCUUCGCCACCUUAGUCGCCUCUGUCGAUCAUCGCCAAUCCCCGUUCACAUUAAACGGAGGCGGAGAUGGAGAAUUUCUUCGAUGAACUCCUGAACGAUGAUUCUCAACCCACAUCGGCGCCACAAUCCGCGACUUCUUCCGGAAAUAGUGGGAUUGCCAUAGCCAAACCCAACUCUGCAUCCAGGCUAUUGGAUCCUCCCAUCGCAUAUGGCUAUAAGUAUGGCAGCGACAUUGCUGGAUUUUCUGAAGCAUCAUCCUGCUGUUCGAGCUCCACCCCAUUCGUCCCUUCCCAGACGGAGGCCGAACUCCGGUCACCGGAUUUUGAUUUCCUUCCUCAUAAUGCGGUGGGGAAGGAGAUGGAUUACAUUAGGCUUCAACAGAGACUUCAGGCUCUGCAGAUUCAAGAGGGGAUUGCUGGAGAUCACUCUGCUGCGGCUGGAAACUUGCAGUGUUCUUACCCAAUGUGGCGUCAAUCUCAAUCCCCUACAGCUUAUUAUUCCAAUGCUUUAAAUCCCAAUAAGGCGAUCAAUGUAACGGCAAGCCAAAAUGGAUUUGCUCUGAACGAAAAUACCCUAAACUUGCUCAACACGCAGGCUUCCUCUGUUAGAGUUCCAAGGAACACCGAAGUUUGUGGGUGUGAGGAUAGUUUUAUCAUACAGGGGAAUGACAUUUCUUAUGCUGAAACUAAUGCGAUUGGGUUUGGUAGAGAGCGGAGCUUGCCUCAGAUUGAUGCUCAUAUGGAUGCCAUGAUUCGUCUAAGACGAGUCGAUUCUUUUCCUGAUGUGAAAAGGUCCAUCUAUCAUAUAGCCAAGGACCAAAAUGGCUGUCGUCUUCUGCAUCAAAAGAUUGAUGAAGGGAAUGCUUAUGAAAUCUCUGCCAUUUUUAAUGGGAUCAUUGGUCAUGUGGUCGGGUUAAUGGAGAACGGUUGUGGCAACUAUCUCAUUCAGAAGUUGAUUGGCAUCUGCAACGACCAACAGAGGAUAAGGAUUGUUCAAAUGCUAACAGAAGACCCAAAUGUGUUUAUUAGGGUCGCUCUAAACACGCACGGGACAAGGGUUGUGCAGAAAUUGAUUGCUACUAUUAAAACUCGAUACGAAGCAAAUUUGAUUAUUAAAGUUCUCAUUCCUUCCUUCGUCAAACUUAUCAAAGAUUUAAAUGGCAGCCAUGUCAUUCAAAGUUGUCUUACCUCUCUCACACUUGAGUAUAACAAGUUUAUUUUUGAUGCCGCUGCUAGGAAUUGUGUUGAUAUUGCCAAGCAUCGAUAUGGAUGCAGAGUAUUACAUGCAUGCAUAAAUCAUUCUACUGGAGAUCAACAAAGAAAGUUGCUGGCAGAAAUUUCUGCAAAUGGUCUUGAUCUCGCCAAAGAUGCCUUCGGGAAUUACACUGUACAAUUCAUACUCGAUCUCCACAAUUCAAUAGCAAAUGCAAAUUUUAUGUGCCAAUUCAAAGGAAAUUAUGUAGAUUUGUCAAAGCAAAAGUUCAGCAGCAAUGUUGUUGAAAAGUGUAUCGAAGUCUUUGAAGAUGAUGAUCGAGCAAAGCUUAUAUUAGAAUUGCUUUUCGCUUCAGAAUUUAAAGAAUUACUUGAAGAUCCUUACGCAAAUUAUGUUAUUCAAAGUGCUCUUACAGUUACUAAGGAUCCUCUUCUUCAGUCUUUAAUUGUUCAAGCCAUACGUCCUCAUGCUGAAGAAUUAAAAUCUUGCCCAUAUUUCAAGCAAAUUAAUAAAAUCAUAUCAAGAAAUUGAUGUGCAAAAUUUUUUUUUUUUUCUGUUGGUAGGGAUUUUGUUUGUUGAGAGAAUGUUGUUGUCAGUUUAGAAUUUAACAGAAAUUGUUAUGCAAUUAUUUUGGUGUAGGAUGUAGAUACAAUGUUUUGCUAAUGUGUAGUUAUAAUCAAGGCUUCGUUUG
Messenger RNA from Dendrobium catenatum, 2071 nucleotides. RefSeq names its product putative pumilio homolog 8, chloroplastic. The record is from RefSeq and is a predicted model, not a curated record. The transcript has 5 exons. Lineage: Eukaryota; Viridiplantae; Streptophyta; Magnoliopsida; Asparagales; Orchidaceae. Gene Ontology annotation, biological process: post-transcriptional regulation of gene expression. Gene Ontology annotation, cellular component: cytoplasm. Gene Ontology annotation, molecular function: mRNA binding. The coding region runs from base 235 to 1911 and encodes 558 amino acids.